Messenger RNA from Candidula unifasciata, 576 nucleotides. Lineage: Eukaryota; Metazoa; Mollusca; Gastropoda; Stylommatophora; Geomitridae. The record is from the annotation of a GenBank genome assembly.
AUGUUUCUGAUCCUGACCUCAAAGGCACAACAGACAAGCUUCAUCAGGCAUCACAGACAUGCUUCAUCAGGCAUCGCAGACAUGCUUCAUCAGGCAACGCAGACAUGCUUCACCAGGCAACGCAGACAUGCUUUACCAGGCACCACAGACAUCCUUCACCAGGCACUGCAGACAUGCUUUACCAGGCACUGCAGACAUGCUUCACCAGGCACCCCAGACAUGCUUCACCAGGCACUACAGACAUCCUUCACCAGGCAACACAGACAUGCUAAACUAGGCGUCACAGACACGUUUCACCGGGCACCACAGACAUGUUUCACCAGGCACCACAGACAUGUUUCACCAGGCACCACAGACAUGUUUCACCAGGCGACACAAACAUGCUUCACCAGGCACCCUAGACAUGCUUCACCAGGCACUACAGACAUGUUUCACCAGGCACCACAGACAUGCUUCACUAGGCACCACAGACAUGCUUCACCAGGCACCACAGACAUGCUUCCCCAGGCACCACAGACAUGCUUCACCAGGCACUACAGACAUCCUUCACCAGGCAACACAGACAUGCUUCACUAG